AUGGUGCUGCUGAGCGUCCCGCUCUGGGUCCGCAGGCGCCUCUCCGACCGCUUCUGGAGGGUGCAGGAGGUGCUGAAGUAUGCGCGGCAUUUUCGUGGGAGGAAGAACCGCUGCUACAAGCUGGCUGUGCGGAGUGUUCGGAGAGCUUUUGUGAAGUCUACAAGAGCCAGAAGAGAGAAGAAGAGAUUCCUAAGAGCGCUCUGGAUCACUAGAAUUGAAGCAGCUUCUCUUGAACAUGGUUUGAAAUACUCGUCUUUCAUAAGCUAUCUGUUUAAGUCCCAGGUGGAGCUGAACCGGAAGGUGAUCGCCGAUUUGGCUAUUUACGAGCCAAAGACAUUCAAGUCCCUGGCUGCCUUAGCCCAGAGGAGGAGACAGGAAGGCUUCCUGGCUGCCCUGGGAGAUGGGAAGGAACCCGAGGGGAUCUUCUCACGCAUCGUGCACCACUACUGA
This is a messenger RNA of Merops nubicus (carmine bee-eater), 450 nucleotides long. RefSeq names its product mitochondrial ribosomal protein L20 (gene MRPL20). Gene Ontology annotation, biological process: translation; ribosomal large subunit assembly. Lineage: Eukaryota; Metazoa; Chordata; Aves; Coraciiformes; Meropidae. Gene Ontology annotation, molecular function: structural constituent of ribosome; rRNA binding. The transcript has 4 exons. The record is from RefSeq and is a predicted model, not a curated record. Gene Ontology annotation, cellular component: ribosome. Bases 1 to 450 code for a protein of 149 amino acids.